AUGCUUUCUGAUAAUUUAUUCAUCUUGUCGCCAACAACUAAAGACUCGAACCUUCAUCUAACUCAUAAAAUAAUUGAACCACAAAACGAAAAUAAAAGCAACAAAGUAUCACAAGAGAUUGCCUUGAGGAUAAGCGAAAACCCACGAGUCCACGUAGUCAUCGAAACGAUUCGAAAAAUUGUGCUAUUUUUCAAAUCAACGUCAAUCAUUCGAUUUCUCUUUAUCGAUAUUGUGAAUGAGCAAAAUCAUUCUAUUCUUAUUAAUGAUGACUUCAUCGAUCUAGAGAAGAAUCAGCCUACAUUUCUUCAGCCAGCUAAUGUUAACACUUACAACGCGGUAGACGAUGGCAUUUUUGAGGAUUCAAGUGAAUUGGAUGAAAUCUUUCAUUGGGGAUUUCGUCAAUGGUGCACUGUCGCUCUCUUUUAUGGAUCAUAUGUGAUUUUUAUAAUGCAAUUCCUUUUGCCUUCUUAUUCUCUUAAUCCAUUCAAAAUUUAA
This is a messenger RNA of Ambispora leptoticha, 495 nucleotides long. The record is from the annotation of a GenBank genome assembly. NCBI's taxonomy places the organism in Eukaryota, Fungi, Glomeromycota, Glomeromycetes, Archaeosporales, Ambisporaceae.